GCUAUCCGCUGUGCCAUGGGGCGCACUGUGUUCCGCGCCAUCUUUAUGGAUGUUGGUAUGCCAAUCGUUGAUGGCGAUGAGGCUACCCGUAUGAUCAAGUCCACAUUUAAUGCGAACCGCGAUACGCCGAUCAUUGCCAUGGCCGCGUAUGACGACGAGGCCACUGAUAUCCUGUAUGACAAGGACCAUCGUCAAGCCCAUUCACUGGGCUGCAGAUCAAGCACGCUCUGGCGCCGCACCACAACAAGAAGUGAGACUUCGUUUGAUGUUUGUCCUGGCUGGUGCGCAACUGCAUCUGCCGUCUAUAACACAUAUCUGCCGGGGUGGUCAUUCUCUAGAUAGUCGAUCUCGUCUUGCGGCAUUCCAGAUAUAUCGAGCGGAUUGGUUUCUUUCUGCCUGUUACGAACAGAGAUUAUAUA
This is a messenger RNA of Linderina pennispora, 419 nucleotides long. RefSeq lists its product as uncharacterized. The transcript is spliced from 2 exons. Lineage: Eukaryota; Fungi; Kickxellomycota; Kickxellomycetes; Kickxellales; Kickxellaceae. The annotation marks the transcript as partial. The record is from RefSeq and is a predicted model, not a curated record.